AUGCUGGCCACCCCCCUGCGCCGCGCCCAGCGGUCCCGGGCCCUCGCCGCGUCCAUCCCCGCCGAGGCCGACGCGCCGAAAGCGACGCUCUUCGAGACCUACACGAAGGUGUCGAGCGCUUUGACGAACCUCUUCCCCGUGUGGACCGUGCUCUUCACGGGGUGGGCGCUCGCGGACCCGGCGGCGUUCGCGUGGCUGACGACGCAGUACUUCACGGCGGGCCUCGCCGUGCUCAUGCUGUCCAUGGGCAUCACGCUGUCGCCCAAGGACUUCGCGCGCGUGGCGACGCGGCCCAACGCGGUGCUCCUCAACUUCGCGCUCUGCUACGGCAUGAUGCCCGUGCUCGGCUUGGGGCUGGGCAAGCUCUGGGGCCUGGACCCGGCCAUGGUCGCGGGCAUGGUCCUCGUCGGGAGCAUCAACGGCGGCCAGGCGUCGAACCUGUGCACCUUCAUCGCCAAGGGCAACGUCGCGCUGUCCGUGCUCAUGACGACGGCGACGACGAUCGGCGCGAUCUUCAUGACGCCCUUCCUCUGCAAGGCGUUCCUGGGGACGGUCGUGCCCGUCGACGCCCGGGGCAUCGUCGUCUCCACGCUCCAGGUCGUCCUGGCGCCCAUCGUGCUCGGCAUGACGCUCAACGCGAAGGCGCCGAAGCUCGUGAGCGCGAUCAAGCCGGCGACGCCCGUCGUCGGCGUCGUGUCGACGUGCCUGCUCGUGGCCGCGGCCGUGGGCCAGGUCGCCGAGCCCAUCCUCGACGCGGGCCUGUCGCUCCAGGUGCCCGUCAUGCUCAUCCACCUCGUCGGCGGCGUCGUCGGCUACUGGCUCUCGCGGCUCCUGGGCUUCGGCGAGACGACGAGCCGGACCAUGGCCAUCGAGACGUCCAUGAAGUCGUCGGCCUUUGGGUUCCUCCUGGCCAAGCUCCACUUCGGCGACUUCGCCUGCCGCGUGCCGUCGGCCGUGUCCGUCGUCUGGAUGGCGCUCACGGGCUCGUCCAUGGCCGUCGCGUGGCGCUUCAUGAAGGUCAACCCCCCCAAGUUCGACCGCAACGUCCGCGAGCGCUUCGAGAAGGUCGACGUCAUCUCCAUCGUCAAGCGGACGCUCGGCAAGAAGUAG
Molecule: messenger RNA, 1110 nt
Organism: Aureococcus anophagefferens
Lineage: Eukaryota; Pelagophyceae; Pelagomonadales; Pelagomonadaceae
Exons: 1
Coding region: 1-1110 (369 amino acids)
Cellular component (GO): membrane
Source: RefSeq, a predicted model, not a curated record